AUGGCAACCACAGGCAUGCAACUGGUAGGCCUCAUCAUGUCCAUCCUGGGUUGGGUGGCCGGGGCAGUGGUGAUCCUGGUGCCGCUGUGGCGAGUCACUGCCUUCAUCGGCAACAACUUGGUGACUGCGCAGAUCAUCUGGGAAGGCUUGUGGAUGAAUUGCAUUGUGCAAAGUACGGGUCAGAUCCAGUGUAAGGUCUACGACAGCAUGCUGGCGCUGCCCAGCGACAUGCAGGCUGCCCGCGGCCUCACGGUGCUCUCGGUUAUGCUUUGCGCCGUGGCUCUGGCUCUGGGGGUGCUUGGCGUGAAGUGCACCAAGUGCGUAGGUGUCAACAGUCUCAAGGCACGCAUUGCGCGCAUCUCAGGGGUGCUCUUUGCCGUCGCCGGCUUCCUCUUCCUGGUGCCAGUCUGCUGGACCGCCCACUCCAUCAUCAGGGAUUUCUACGACCCGCAUGUGGCCGCCCCGCACAAGCGUGAACUGGGCCCAGGCCUUUAUAUCGGCUGGGGGGCAUCAGCAUUGCUCCUGGUCGGCGGGUCUCUUCUGUACGCCGGUUCCAGUCCGCCCGGCAUGCCCGGAUCGCCCACCUUCAGUAGCGGAGAAAGCAGCCCUCGUCGAGCGCCCGCCUCACAGGCUAAGGGCUAUGUUUAA
Molecule: messenger RNA, 648 nt
Organism: Nerophis lumbriciformis (worm pipefish)
Lineage: Eukaryota; Metazoa; Chordata; Actinopteri; Syngnathiformes; Syngnathidae
Source: RefSeq, a predicted model, not a curated record